AUGCCUCCCUCCACUGCCGACCGUCCAAAGAAACCUCGCAACCGCCAUUCGCCUGAGCAGCUCGCUGCACUCAACGAGUUGUACGAAAGGGACGAGCAUCCUGCCCUCGAAGUUCGCACUUCUUUGGCGGAGCAGCUGGGAAUGGAGACAAAGACUGUCAACUCUUGGUUUCAGAACAAACGGGCCAGCACAAAGAAACGAACCGUUGCCCAGCGCAGCCUUCCCUACGACAGCCCCCGGAUAAAUCCCCAGCUCCCCUCCAAUUCGUCCUCUGCUUCCACUACUCCCCGUCCUUCAGAACUGGGCGACUACCAGGACGACGAUUAUCUCCUUGAGCCUCCUCAUUUCAAUUCAGAGAACGACAGCAUGCCCAGGCGUCUCAGACUGCGCCCAACUCCCGACCAGGCCGAUGAACUCAAAAGGGUAUACAGUGUCAAUCCCCAUCCUACCACUGAACAGAGACAGAUCCUAGCCGAGCGCACUGGCAUGCGCUACCAGAGCGUUACCAACUGGUUCCAAAAUCAACGCAGUCUUGCUAAAAAACGAAAAGAGGAUGACCUAGAGGCGCCUAUGCAGGCCGAGUAUCCUUCAGAGACCCGGUCCUAUUCUGCAUUUCCUCCCGCCAACAGGCAUCCUUCAUUGGCUCUUCCCCCGGCCAACAACCAUCCUUCGCUAGCCCUUUCUCGAGGUCGACGUUCCCCCAGUGCACAGUCAUCGACACAAGAUGAUUCUCCUCCCAGUCUAAGGCGCUCCUCUUCAAGGCGGAGUGCGACUCCUUACAGCAUGAGCUCCCGUCUUCGGAGGGCCCGCCCCGAACCGCACCAAUUGGAGGCCCUCAAAGGCUUGUUUGACAAGAACCCCACCCCAACAAUCGAAGAACGCUCCGUUCUUGCUCACGAAAUCGGAAUGGACCUCGGUAAAGUGACCAACUGGUUCCGAAACUUGCGUCAGACAUCUCGGAGACGUGCAAAGAAGAGUGGAAGCGGUGACGACGACGAUGACUAUGGGUUCCCUUAUUCUUCGCAACUGCACUCCGCUUCAGCGUCACGCUAUGGGUCUCCUUCGUCCUCAUCUGAUGAUGCGAUGGACUAUGAUGAGGAGCCUCAUCCUACUGUCGCUCAUUCUGACGACAUUGGCAGCGACGAGGAGAUCCAGGAAGCCGUUACUCCAUCGCCAUCACCGUCGCCUCCUCCUCGUACGAUGCCGUCACCCUCUCGACAGCCUUUUGCUGUGCCCCUUGAUGCUCUGAUCAACUACGUCGAACUCGAACGUGCUACCAUGAAAUUCACUAGCGGUAUUAAGGCGGAAGAUGCCUUCCUCCUACUCAGCUUCCAGCAACAAUAUGUGCAUUAA
Molecule: messenger RNA, 1353 nt
Organism: Desarmillaria tabescens
Lineage: Eukaryota; Fungi; Basidiomycota; Agaricomycetes; Agaricales; Physalacriaceae
Product: homeodomain transcription factor
Exons: 5
Coding region: 1-1353 (450 amino acids)
Biological process (GO): cell differentiation; regulation of transcription by RNA polymerase II
Molecular function (GO): DNA-binding transcription factor activity, RNA polymerase II-specific; RNA polymerase II cis-regulatory region sequence-specific DNA binding
Source: RefSeq, a predicted model, not a curated record